AUGCCAGUGGACAAGAUGCUUUUCUACCAGCUUUUCAAUUGCAUGCCGAAGAAGGAAUUAAUGGAACAUCUUGCUAGAAUCUUGCCGAACUCACAUGAAAUGACUCCAGAAGCAUGGCGUCUUCUCAUCAAAAUCUUGAAUUGUUAUCGCCCGGUUCCUGUGAAUUUGGGAGAAAAACCUAUGGAUAUUCCCGAUUUUCCACUUCCAAAAAUGAUGGAGCAACUCAUUGAUCUCCUACCUGAACGACUAGAACCCGAUCCACCAGUGAAUUCUACACGUUUCAACUUGCGACCAGAACCACUGCAUUCCGAGGGACACACUGCUAUUUUAACACUUUUGUCAAUCGCAGAUCCAGUUCCCAAGAAUGAUCAGCCACUUUUACCAGUCCGUAUCCCGCCGACACUUCCAGAACCACAAAACAUUCAGGCGACGGAUCUGGAACUUUGCGAACCAGUUAUUCGUUUACUUAUGGGUUUUGCAGUGGCAACUGGAUGCUCCAAGAUGAACGUGUUCAUACAUCAUUUGAAUGCUGAUGUGCAAAGAAAUUCAAGAAAGCAACUUAUGAUCCCUCGUGGAUAUGCCGACUAUGCACUACAAACCUUCGUCGAACUUUUGAUUGCUGGUUCAUCGGAAAUAGUUGCAGAAGGAAAUUCAAUAAAACUUUCAACCUUUCUCAUCUCACUUCGAAUGGGAUCAAUUCAUUUUCAACGUUUUAACAAUUUUCAAUCAGUUUUGACGUAUGCAUCCGUCAACGGAAAUAAUACCAGAAAGAGACUUCCACACGAUUGUAUGUAUUAUUGGUUUUCCUGGUGUUACAACUUCCUCGUUUCGAAAAUUAGAAAACUUUCCUAA
This is a messenger RNA of Caenorhabditis remanei, 852 nucleotides long. RefSeq lists its product as uncharacterized. The transcript is spliced from 3 exons. The record is from RefSeq and is a predicted model, not a curated record. The coding region runs from base 1 to 852 and encodes 283 amino acids. NCBI's taxonomy places the organism in Eukaryota, Metazoa, Nematoda, Chromadorea, Rhabditida, Rhabditidae.